Messenger RNA from Chaetomium strumarium, 1344 nucleotides. RefSeq names its product WD40-repeat-containing domain protein. Gene Ontology annotation, cellular component: cytosolic [4Fe-4S] assembly targeting complex. Lineage: Eukaryota; Fungi; Ascomycota; Sordariomycetes; Sordariales; Chaetomiaceae. The coding region runs from base 1 to 1344 and encodes 447 amino acids. Gene Ontology annotation, biological process: iron-sulfur cluster assembly. Gene Ontology annotation, molecular function: protein binding. The transcript has 2 exons. The record is from RefSeq and is a predicted model, not a curated record.
AUGAGGGGUUCCAGUGCCAAAGCAACAAUAACCUCGCUCCCGCCCUUCCAGCCCGACCUGUACCAACGCGCGUGGUCCUCCAUCCCACACCCAACCCUUCCCUUGAUCGCGACCGCCCACGCCAAAUCAGUCACCGUCUUCUCCCUCGUCACCUUCUCCAAGCACAGCGCGCUCACAGGGGGGCACGCCCGCUCCGUACGGACCACGGCGUGGCAGCCGCCGCGGGGCGGGGCAAGCAAUGGGCAGAGUAAAAGGAGGUUGGCGCUGGUGACGGGGAGUUUUGACGCUACCGCGGGGAUGUGGAGCUAUGAGGAAGCAGGUGGCGGUGACGAACCCGCAGGAUUGGAGAAAGAGGUGCGGUUCGAUCACGAUGGUGACCGGGGUGAGGAGGAGGAGGACACUAAAGAGUGGGAGUUCAACCUCGUGCUGGAGGGCCACGAGAACGAGGUCAAGGGCCUGGCGUUCUCACCCGGCGGGCAGUACCUCGCGACCUGCAGCCGGGACAAGUCGGUGUGGAUCUGGGAGGACGUCGGGGCGGAGGAGGGCGAUGACGAGUGGGAGACGGUCGCGGUGCUGAGCGAGCAUGACGGCGAUAUCAAGGCCGUGGCGUGGUGUCCGUCCGACCUGCCGAAUGCGCGGGCCAAGAGGAGGCAUUACAGCACGGACGUGCUCGCGAGCGCCAGCUACGAUAACACGGUCAGGAUAUGGCGGGAGGAUGCGGACGGGGAGUGGGUGUGUGUGUCGGUGCUGGAGGGUCAUGAGGGCACUGUGUGGGGGUUGCAGUGGGAGUGCAAUGCGAGGGCGGAUGGGCGGUUCCCGAGGUUGAUGACAUUCUCGGCCGACGGGACGAUCAAGCUUUGGACGUUGAGGGAGGAGGAGGAGGAAGAAGAAGAAAAGGGGGUUGAAGACGAGGGCGCGGCGAAUCCAUUCAGGUCUGGGUUCGGGGGCAUCCCAAGCACCAUGCGGCGUUCCCUCAGGGAAGAGUGGGAUUGCACGGCGGUGCUACCCAAGGUGCACACCAGGGAUGUGUACUCUGUGUCCUGGAGCGCUGACACUGGUCUGGUGGCGAGCACCGGCAGCGAUGGGGUCAUUGCGGUCUAUGCUGAGGAAGACACCACCCCGGGGAUCGACUCUGGAGCAGAGAACGGCGCAUCUGGGCCAAAGACCAACUGGCGGGUGCUGGCCACUGUCUCCAAUGCCCAUGGACCCUACGAGGUCAAUCACAUCACAUGGUGCAAGCGGUUUGAUCCCGGGGCCGAGUGCAGGGGCAAGGAGGAGAUGCUCGUCACGACGGGCGAUGAUGGCGUUGUUCGGCCGUGGCAGGUUAGGAUAUCACCGUCAUAG